AUGCCACGGUCUGGGAGGAGAGGUUCGGCAGUGGCUGCACAGCAGCGUUCCGCCCAGUGGCUGCGACGCAACUCGGCGGUGCUGGACCCGUUGGUCUCGGCUCUUCCUGUCGUGUCGGCAUCGGCAACCAAGAGCACCUCGGGCUCCGAGGGCGGCGCGCUGCCAUCGCGAACGACGCUCUCAGCGCUAGAGGGCACGUCAGCGGCAGCAGCAGCGGCUGCGCCGGGCGGGAAUACGGCUGGCGCAGGAGCAAAGAGGAAGAAGCGGCGGCGGCGGCGGCCAAAGGCCGAGUCGCAAUUUUUGGCCGAAGUUGUUGAUCUGGGCGCACACGCCCACUCGCGCGAGCCUGGCGCAGGCUCGGGCUCGGGCUUGGGCUCUGGCCGCGGCGAGGAGGCCAAGACCAACGCGUCCAAGGCGCUGCAGGCCGGGGACAUCUCGAUUUAUGCCGCAUCGCACCUUGGAUGUACCCAUGAUCACUCGUUCGAGCCCGAGCUCAACGAGCGCUCGCGGCGGAUGCCUAAGGUGCCCGAGGAGGAGUCGCGGCGGCGGUACCACAACACCCACGGCCGCUGCCACCACGACCAUGACGCCGAGCUCACGUUUCACCCGGCUACCAACGUCCGUGACCGUGACCGCCACUCGCGCCGCGAUCUGUACCAAAACGCGCUCGACCUGAAGAAGCGGCGCAAGGCGGCUGAGCAGGCCCAAGUCGAGGCUCUCGCCGCCGAGUGUCCCUUUGAACCGGCUAUCAACAAAAAGUCUGAGGCCGUCUCACCCAGCGCCCCCCUUGUGGAGCGGACGUACGAGUGGCACCGCGAGGCCGAGACCAAGAAGCAGGCUGCCCGCGAGGCCAAGGCUGCUGCUGCUGCCGCCGCCGAAGUGCAAGAGUGCUCGUUUGUGCCGCAGAUCAACAAGUUUGACAAGUCGACGUUGCUCACGCCGCCCUCGCCCAUGCCCAUCAUGCAAUCUCGGUCGUUUGUCCGCGGCGCCGCUGUUGGCACCGACACGCUGAGUGACGACGGCUCGACGAGCGUCUCGUCAUCGGCUGUCACCACGUCGACUACCCGCGGUGCUCGCGUGCCCUCGCGCCCGGUUCCGUUCCGUGCGCAGUCGUUCCUCGUCCCCACCGCUGCACCAGCCUCCCGCUCGCCCAGUAAGCCUGCUGCCGUCCCCAUUCGCCGCACCAAGACCUGUCCGUACUGUGGCUCAAAGUCCGAGUUCCUCUCGCUCGGCGGCGACGGUCGCUUCCGGUCCAAGGGUGUCCAGGUCAAGCGCCGAACGCGGACCGUUGAGAUCCCGUGCCAGACCGAGCCCACCACCGACUACGAGGAGCUGGUGAGCAAGCUCGAGGCCGAGAUUGUCGCGCUCAAGGCCAGGCUUGACAGCGUCGUCUCAGACCGCAAGUCCCUCCGCCGCGAGAAUCGCCGUCUUGAGGACGAGGUCCGUGGCCUGCGCUCGCAGCUCGGAGACGCGGCGGCGAAGGAGUCUGAGCUCCAGGCCGCACUGAACGCCGCCGCAUCGGACUCGGACUCGAAGGACUCACAGCUCGCCGAGCUCAUGGCCAAGCUGACCAAGGAAUCGAUCCAAGUCGAGACUCAGACACCACGCGAGUGGAUGGCAACGGCUGCCUCCGUCAGCACCCCCGAGCCCGAGCCCAUGCGCGAGCCUGAGCCCAUGCCGCCAGCCAAGCCUGACGGCAGCGUCGCCGAAAAGACCUACCGCCAGAAGAUGCGCGACGCGUCCAAGGACGUCACCAUUGUGCUCGCCAAGGUCAAGGAGGGCCUCGGCGACGUGUUCAAGAUGCGCGCGGCGUCAAUGCUCGCCAAGGACGUGCUCAAACGCAUUUCCAAGCUCCUGCGCGACCUCAUGGAGACCAACCUCCAGGACGACAAGCGGGUCCAGCUGCAGGACCUCGCGUCGCGCAUCGCUUCGCUCACCGAUGAGCUCGAGAGCCAGACCGCGCAUCUCGCGCGGAACCCGGGCGACAAGGCUAUGGCCGAGGAGCUCACCGCCACGCUCAUGACGCUGGAGGACACCGUCGACCUCGCUCUCGAGGAGGGUGUCAAGUUCUCUGUCAAGGUCGACCUCGCCGAGGUCAUGGCCAAGGUUCCCAUGUUUGGCGGUGUCUCGCAGGGCGCGUUCUUUACGCUUCUCAUCCGCAAAAUGCGCGAGCAGGUCCACCCACCAGGCAAGUUUAUCAUGCGGUGCGGCGACCCCGGAUCGUCGAUGUUCUUUGUCACCAAGGGCGCCGUCGACGUCCUCCUCGAGUCGGGCGCGUGCGUGGCCAACCUCAAGGAGGGCUCGUUCUUUGGCGAGAUUGCCGUCCUCCUCAAGCGGCCGCGCACGGCCUCGAUCCGGGCACGCAACUACGUCACGACGUACGAGCUCGACGCUUCGGUCCUCGAGGACGCGCUCACCAAGUACCCGCACCUCAAGCAGCACUUCCACAAGGUCGCUAUGGAGCGGCUGCAGCGGAUCGAGGCGUCGCAGCAGAAGCAGAGCCUCGCCGAGCGGCUGCAGGACAUUGAUCUGGCGCCUUUCCGCUCAGACCUCGACCGUGUCGAGUCAACCUUUGAGGACAUUUUUGGCAAGGCCUUUUCCAACAACCUCAUCCCGGCCCAGGUGACGGCAUGGAACUCGUCGCGCCGCCACGUCGAGGUCGCCAUCAACCGCCUGCUCUCGGGCCUCAACUCGGACUACCUCCGCGACGACCUCACGGCCUCGCUCGACCAGUGGCGCCGUGUCUCGUCGUCCGUCACCACCAAGGACGUCGCCUCGGACGUCCUCCACUACGUGUACGACAUUGUGCAGGCCGGCUUCCGUGCCAUUGCCCUCCGCGAGAUGCGCGAGUUCCUCGGCCUCCUCCCCAUGUUCGACGGCGCCGACGAUGCUUUCCUUGACCUGCUUGUCGAGUCGGCCGAAGUCCUCGAGUUUGCCAAGGGCGAGCACGUCGUCACCUCGGUCGAGUCGGACCUGCACCUCUACUUUCUCACCCGCGGCUCGGUCCGCUUCACUUCGGGCUCUGCCGCCGGCGCCCUCUUUGAGAAGCACGAGUCGUUUGGCGAGCUCUCGUUUGGCACCGGCCGCGAACCCAUCUCCGCCGACGUCGUCACCCUUGACAAGACCGAGGUUGCUCGUGUUCAUCGCAACGUUCUCCUGCAAGCCUUUAAUGACUUUCCGGACAUGCGCGACAAGGUCAAAGUUCACUGCGAGAACCAGGAGACCAAGAAGGCCAUCCUCUCCACAAAGACCUCGGGCCUCGUCAAGACCAUGGACAAGUUUAUGUCGCUCCGCCACUCGACGGCAGCGUCCAAGGAUGACGACGAUGCCGCGCCGUCGGCCCCAGCUCUCACCGACGACUCGAUCGCUGCCCUCGCCAAAGUCUCCACCGCACAAACUGCGCUCCUCUCCGACGGCGAGCUGGCCAAGGCCGAGGCCGCCCUCGCCGCCGCCCUAAGCGCAGUCAAGCACGAAAAGGCACGCCGCUGAUCGCGUCUGGCUUGGCUUGUCUCUUUUCCGUGUUCAAGUAAAAUCUACGCGCAAGCUCA
Thecamonas trahens ATCC 50062 is the source of this 3548-nucleotide messenger RNA. RefSeq lists its product as uncharacterized. The record is from RefSeq and is a predicted model, not a curated record. The transcript has a single exon. Bases 1 to 3489 code for a protein of 1162 amino acids. Gene Ontology annotation, molecular function: protein-containing complex binding. NCBI's taxonomy places the organism in Eukaryota, Apusomonadida, Apusomonadidae.